Hyla sarda is the source of this 2280-nucleotide messenger RNA. Its product is annotated as adhesive plaque matrix protein-like. The record is from RefSeq and is a predicted model, not a curated record. Lineage: Eukaryota; Metazoa; Chordata; Amphibia; Anura; Hylidae. The transcript is spliced from 3 exons. The coding region runs from base 1 to 2280 and encodes 759 amino acids.
AUGCCAAGGAAAUUAGCUGAAGUGUCUGGAAAAGUGUCUCCAGAUGGGACCUGCUUUCUGGUGAAGACUCGGGAUGGCAGAGGUCACCUGACUUUGUCGGGAAUAUAUACACCAACCUACCCAGGAUAUCCACCAACCUACCCCAGAAUAUACACCAACCUACCCAGGAUAUCCACCAACCUACCCCACAAUAUCCACCAACCUACCCCAGGAUAUCCACCAACCUACCCCAGGAUAUCCACCAACCUACCCAGGAUAUCCACCAACCUACCCCAGGAUAUCCACCAACCUACCCCAGGAUAUCCACCAACCUACCUCAGGAUAUCCACCAACCUACCCCAGGAUAUCCACCAACCUACCCCAGAAUAUCCACCAACCUACCCCACAAUAUACACCAACCUACCCAGGAUAUCCACCAACCUACCCCACAAUAUCCACCAACCUACCCCAGGAUAUCCACCAACCUACCCCAGGAUAUCCACCAACCUACCCCAGAAUAUCCACCAACCUACCCCACAAUAUCCACCAACCUACCCCAGGAUAUCCACCAACCUACCCCAGGAUAUCCACCAACCUAACUCAGAAUAUCCACCAACCUACCUCAGGAUAUCCACCAACCUACCCCAGGAUAUCCACCAACCUACCCCACAAUAUCCACCAACCUACCCCACAAUAUCCACCAACCUACCCCAGGAUAUCCACCAACCUACCCCAGAAUAUCCACCAACCUACCUCAGGAUAUCCACCAACCUACCCCAGAAUAUCCACCAACCUACCCCAGAAUAUCCACCAACCUACCCCAGAAUAUCCACCAACCUACCCCAGAAUGUCCACCAACCUACCCCAGGAUAUCCACCAACCUACCCAGGAUAUCCACCAACCUACCCCAGAAUAUCCACCAACCUAACCCAGGAUAUCCACCAACCUACCCCAGAAUAUCCACCAACCUACCCCAGGAUAUCCACCAACCUACCCCAGAAUAUCCACCGACCUACCCCAGGAUAUCCACCAACCUACCCCAGAAUAUCCACCAACCUACCCCAGGAUAUCCGCCAACCUAUUCCAGAGUAUCCACCAACCUACCCCAGGAUAUCCACCGACCUACCCAAGAUAUCCACCAACCUACCCCAGGAUAUCCACCAACCUACCCCAGAAUAUCCACCAACCUACCCCAGGAUAUCCAUCAACCUACCCCAGAAUAUCCACCAACCUACCCUAGGAUAUCCACCAACCUACCCCAGAAUAUCCACCAACCUACCCCAGAAUAUCCACCAACCUACCCCAGGAUAUCCACCAACCUACCCCAGAAUAUCCACCAACCUACCCAGGAUAUCCACCAACCUACCCCAGAAUAUCCACCAACCUACCCCAGGAUAUCUGCCAACCUACCCCAGAGAUAUCCACCAACCUACCCCAUUAUAUCCACCAACCUACCCAGGAUAUCCACCAACCAACCCCAAGAUUUUUACCAACCUACCCCAAGAUCUUAACCAACCUACCCCAGGAUAUCCACCAACCUACUCCAAGAUCUCCACCAACCUACCAAGGACCUACCCCAGGAUAUCCACCAAACUACCCCAAGAUCUCCCCCAACCUACCCAGGAUAUCCACCAACCUACCCCAGGAUAUCCACCAACCUACCCCAGGAUAUCCACCAACCUCCCCCAAGAUCUCAACCAACCUACCCCCAGGAUAUCCACCAACCUACCCCACGAUCUUCACCAACCCACCCCAGGGUCUCCACCAACCUACCCCAGGAUAUCCACCAAACUACCCGAAGAUCUCCACCAACCUACCCCAGGAUAUCCACAAACCUACCCCAGGAUAUCCACCCCCCUAUCCAAGGAUCAUUAUCCUUCUACCACAGGAUCUCCACCAACCUACGCCAAGAUCUUCACCAACCCACCCCAGAGUCUCCACCAACCUACCACAAUAUAUCCACCAACCUACCCCAAGAUCUUCACCAACCUACCCCAGGAUAUCCACCAACCUACCCCAAGAUCUCCACCAACCUACCCUAAGCUAUCCACCAACCUACCCCAGGAUAUUCACAAACGUACCCCAGGAUCACUAUCCUCUUGCCCCAGGGUCUCCACCAACCUACCCCAAGAUCAUCAUCCUUCUGCCCCAGGGUCUCCACCAACUUACCCCAUGAUCAUCAUCCUCCUGCCCCAGGGUCUCUACCAACCUACCCCAGGGUCUGAACAGUUUCUUGUGUUAAUUCUCUCUGGCAUGGGAAGAGUUAACCUUCUUCUAUUCCAGCACUGGGAGGAUAUAUAA